GGGGUGCUCCGUUUCAUGUGCGCCAGUUAACCAAUGCCCGGAGCACGUGACACGCCCCCGUCGAGCGUAGAGCGCAGAGUGGAACUUGGGCGCCACUGCAGCUGCACGGCUCUCCAACGGAGUCGCCGACAGGGAAAAGCGGACGAAGCAACUUCCAGCAAAUCAAUUGUUGCUGCCUCUUCAUUUUAAUCCGUUCAGUGAUUUGUUAAUAUCGUGGGAGUCCCUAGACUCCAUUUUUUCGGCUCGGGACCAAUCAUAUUUGGGGAAUAGGUGCGAGCGCGGACCGACAAAAAAGAACUGCAGUUUUUUUUAUUCCCUCCCCUCGUGUGGAGGCAGAACACUGGCUGUACUUGUCAGGGUGGUCCCGACGCUCUGCGAGGCUGCACGAGAGAGGAGCUUCAACACGAGCAGAAAUACUGAUCAGUUGAAAAGCCGUCUUUUGACCGAUGUCUGCUGGACGAAAGGGAUGUCCUUGGAUGACUGCGGCGAAGUUAUGCACCUGAAUAUGAGCACGGAAUUACCUGUUUGCUGAACUUGUUGCUGUAUCGUACCCAAUCUUUUGUGGAAAUAAUUUCGGAGACUUUUUUGUUACCAAUAACUGGCAGGAGACCGUGGUUUUGCCAGCAGGAUUGUAACAUUUUUGAGGCACAUUUUUAAGCUUUUUUUUUUAUCUUCGGAGCACACCAGCCUUUACGCAGAGAUGCCUAUCCGCUGGUCCGCACGCCUGUGAUCAGUAUACGGAACUUCGUGUCUGCUUCAGCCGGACGGGGCUUGCAGAUUGUACAGAAUGGCAGCGGGAGUCGCCGCUUGGCUACCCUUCGCCCGGGCGGCAGCCAUAGGAUGGAUGCCGGUGGCGAGCGCGCCUAUGCCGGCCCCGCCACGGGACAAGAGGCGGACGCAGGACGGGCUCAUCAUCCUCAACGUCAGCGGCUCGAGGUUUCAAACUUGGCGAAACACUUUGGAGAGAUACCCGGACACUUUACUUGGAAGCACAGAACGCGACUUCUUUUAUCAUGAGGAGACCAACGAGUACUUUUUUGACCGCGAUCCAGACAUCUUUCGGCACAUUUUGAAUUUUUACCGCACCGGGAAACUGCACUACCCGCGCCACGAGUGCAUCUCUGCAUACGACGAGGAGCUGGCGUUUUUUGGGAUAAUACCGGAGAUUAUUGGGGACUGCUGCUAUGAAGAGUACAAAGACCGCAGGCGAGAGAACGCGGAACGCAUCGAGGACGAUGAGGAUAAAGACAACAGCAACGACUUGCCCCCACCAGACAUGUCGUUCCGCGAGACCAUGUGGCGGGCUUUUGAGAACCCACACACGAGCACCAUGGCACUGGUGUUCUACUACGUCACGGGGUUCUUUAUAGCCGUUUCCGUCAUGGCCAACGUGGUGGAGACGGUGCCGUGCGGGAAGACCCAGAAUCGAGUGGAGAUGUCAUGCGGCGACCGCUAUGCUCUGGCCUUCUUUUGCCUGGACACGGCUUGCGUCAUGAUCUUCACGGUGGAGUACCUGCUCCGGUUGAUGGCUGCGCCCAACAGGUUCAAGUUCGUCAAGAGCGUGAUGAGCGUCAUUGACGUGGUGGCCAUCAUGCCCUACUACAUCGGCCUGGUCAUGAGCGACAACGAGGACGUGAGCGGGGCCUUCGUCACCCUCCGGGUCUUCCGCGUCUUUCGGAUUUUCAAGUUCUCGCGCCACUCGGCGGGCCUCCGCAUCCUGGGCUACACGCUGAAGAGCUGCGCCUCGGAGCUGGGCUUCCUUCUCUUCUCGCUCACCAUGGCCAUCAUCAUCUUCGCCACCGUCAUGUUCUACGCCGAGAAGGGCUCGACCGCCAGCAAGUUCACCAGCAUCCCGGCUGCCUUCUGGUACACCAUCGUCACCAUGACAACGUUGGGUUAUGGAGACAUGGUACCCAAGACCAUUGUGGGGAAGGUGUUUGGGUCCAUCUGCUCUCUGAGUGGCGUGCUGGUGAUCGCCCUGCCUGUGCCCGUCAUUGUGUCCAACUUCAGCCGCAUCUACCACCAGAGCCAGCGGGCAGAGAAGCGACGCGCCCAAAAGGAGGCUGAAACAGAGCCAGUCUCUGAAGAAGCUAACAUGGAAGCGAGACACGGCCCACGCAACAGAGACUCAACCAUUAUGGCCAAGUCACAAAAUCCAAUUGGCUACAUCCUAUCCUUUAAGCCUAAAUCAUAUGUGGAUACUACCUGCAUAUUACCUGCAUAUUACCUGGAUAUUACCUGGAUAUUACCUGGAUGUGAAGAUGCAUGAACUGACCAGAGAUAAUGGGGCCUUUUUAAGGCAAAUGCAUGUUUGCACCUGAAUGUGUAUUGUUUACAUCUGUGCAUUAGAUAUUGUAUGGGCAUGGAGGUGUGUGUGUGUGUGUGUGUGUGUGUGUGUGUGUGUGUGUGUGUGUGUGUGUGUGUGUAUCUGUGUCUGUGUGAGUCUGUGUGUGUCUGUGUCGCUGUGUGUGUUUAUAUUUUAGUUGUUGAUGGUUGAUGGGUGUUGAGUUCCUAUGAACCUGUGUGUGUGUGUGUGUGUGUGUGUGUGUGUGUGUGUGUCGUUGGUGUGGUGUCGUACAAACUGUGGUAUGUUAACUGUGCGUCUCUGUGGGGUGAUCAGUAAGGCUACAUACCAAUCCCACAGCCCACGCUAUCUCACAGAGAAAGACAUGGAAGGAGAGCGUGUGUGUGUGUGUGUGUGUGUGUGUUUGCAUGCAUGCG
Messenger RNA from Alosa sapidissima (American shad), 2721 nucleotides. It is a transcript of the gene kcnd2, whose product is annotated as potassium voltage-gated channel, Shal-related subfamily, member 2. NCBI's taxonomy places the organism in Eukaryota, Metazoa, Chordata, Actinopteri, Clupeiformes, Clupeidae. Bases 788 to 2269 code for a protein of 493 amino acids. Gene Ontology annotation, molecular function: A-type (transient outward) potassium channel activity; protein binding. Gene Ontology annotation, biological process: potassium ion transmembrane transport; protein homooligomerization. Gene Ontology annotation, cellular component: voltage-gated potassium channel complex; membrane. The record is from RefSeq and is a predicted model, not a curated record. The transcript is spliced from 4 exons.